Anolis sagrei ordinatus is the source of this 3179-nucleotide messenger RNA. It is a transcript of the gene B3GNT7, whose product is annotated as UDP-GlcNAc:betaGal beta-1,3-N-acetylglucosaminyltransferase 7. NCBI's taxonomy places the organism in Eukaryota, Metazoa, Chordata, Lepidosauria, Squamata, Anolidae. The record is from RefSeq and is a predicted model, not a curated record. Gene Ontology annotation, cellular component: Golgi membrane. Gene Ontology annotation, molecular function: UDP-glycosyltransferase activity; hexosyltransferase activity.
AGGAAGAGAAGCGGGUUUUCAGCCUAAAGCAGAGAAGGAAAGUCCGGAUUUUAUUCUUCCCAAUUACUUUUUCCCUGCGGAUAUCCAUCAUGUUCCAGUGGAAGAAAACGGUCUACAAGAGCGUCCUCCUUUCCUUUGCGCUGGUGGUGGCCGUGACGGUGCUGCAGCGUGGCAUGGCUCCCACGCAGCUCUUCCAAGGCCAACAGCCACCGGCCAAAGAGCUGACGCCUCAGGAGCCGCUCAAAACCCAGAAGAGGGAUGGAGUCAUCUCAGCUUCCAACAAUUUCUGGAAGAAGGAGAGCCCCGCGGCCGAGGAGACGGCACCAACGGAGAAGCAGGUGACGGCGUGGGACGUCACCACCAUCAACUGCUCGGCCAACCUGAACUUCACCAAGGAUGACUGGUUCAAGGGCCUGGAGCCCAACUUCCGCCAGUUCCUGCUCUACCGCCACUGUCGCUACUUCCCGAUGCUCAUCAACCACCCGGAGAAGUGUGACGGGGACAUCCACCUCUUGAUCGUGGUCAAGUCCAUCAUCACACAGCAUGACCGCCGGGAAGCCAUCCGCCGGACGUGGGGCCGUGAGAAAGAGGUAGGCGGCCAGAAGGUGCGGACGCUCUUCCUGCUCGGCGUGGCCUCCAAGGAAGAAGAGCGGGCCAACUACCAGAAGCUUCUGGAGUAUGAGAACUACAUCUACAAGGACAUCCUGCAGUGGGACUUCUUGGACAGCUUCUUCAACCUCACCCUCAAGGAGGUCCACUUCCUCAAAUGGUUCAACAUCUACUGCGAUCGAGUCCAGUUCAUCUUCAAGGGGGACGAUGACGUCUUUGCCAGCCCUGACAACAUCCUGGAGUUCCUUCAGGACCAGAAGGAAGGUAGCGACCUCUUUGUGGGGGACGUCCUCCUCAAGGCCCGGCCCAUCCGCAAGAAGGAGAACAAGUACUACAUCCCCAAUGCCUUGUACAGCAAGAACACCUACCCGCCUUAUGCCGGCGGAGGAGGCUUCGUGAUGGACGGCCCGUUGGCCAAGAAGCUGCACCGGGUCUCGGAGACUUUGGAGCUGUACCCCAUCGAUGAUGUGUUCCUGGGCAUGUGCCUGGAGGUGCUCAAGGUGGUGCCUGUGGCCCACGCUGGCUUCAAGACCUUCGGCAUUGUCAAGAACAAGAACAGCAAGCUCAACAAGGAGCCCUGCUUCUACCAGAGCAUGAUGGUGGUUCAUAAACUCCUCCCAGCGGAGCUGCUAGCCAUGUGGGAUCUGGUCCACAGUAACUUGACCUGCUCCAGGAAACUCCAGAUCCUUUAGCUCCACCUUUGCUUGGGUGAAAACUUAAACCAGUGGGAUAUCCAAACUCCCCCAUGUCCUUCCUCCAAGGAAGAGGACACGGAGCACCAAAGGAGAAGUUGUCCUGGUAUUUUCUUUAUUUGGAGAUUUUUGGAGACACAAUAUGGAUGGUAAUCGCAAAGGGAAGACUAUGCUGAGAAGGGGACGCUGGACAAUUUUGGGGAAGGGCCACAAAGAUUUGGCCUCCUCCUUCCUUUCCGUGAAGGGAAUGGUUGGCAAAAAAGCCAACUUUUUUUGUCGUCGUGCUCCUGCGGUGCAUUUCUCAGCUGCGGGCUGGUCCCAAAAGCGCAGAUACCAUUAUUUCAAGAUGAAUGAAUGUGUGUGUGUAAGAGACUGCGGAGUGUGUGUUUUGGAUGAAGACUUGGAGGCUGCAAUUCACUCUCCAUUGUGAUUAACUCCGUCAACGCGUUUACGCAAAAGGCUUGGAAGAAGAAGGGCUACUACGGCGAUGGUUAAUUCCGGGUUGUAAGGUGGAUACAUUAAUGAUUGUGCAAUGAAGGGGAACUCCUUUGCACAAGGAGGCGUUGGAUGGAUACCUCCUUACGCAAAUGUACAAAAGGUACAACCACCAGCAAAACCUGGAGUCUGCCAUCACUUUUCUCCCUUCUCCUCCAUAUUUUUGCCUCUGCUGGAGAUGUUUGUAUAUGUGUAUCUGUGUGAUCAUGUAGUUGGUGGAUCUCAUCCUUUGGUUCUCCAGCUCUUUUGGGCUUCUUCCAGUAGGCAUGGGCAAACUUGGGCCCUCCAGAUAUUUUGGACUGCAGCUCCCACAAUUCCUAACAGCCUCAGACCCUUUCCAGGCACCCAUGACAUCAUGCCAAACACACCUGGACUUCAAGAUCUUCCCAUAGCUUUGUGAGAAUAGUCUAUGUCUUACUCAUGACAUCAUACCAAACACACCUGGACUUCAAGAUCUUCCCAUAGCUUUGUGAGAAUAUUUAGUCUAUGUCUUAGCCCUCUGUUCUCAUGGCUAAUUUAGUUUCCUGGGAAGACUCCCCAUCAAUCCAAGGACCUUCACUUUCCCCUGUUUUCUGAGAACAAUUAUCACAAUUCAAAACAUCCUUUGCCUCAGCCUCGGCUGUCUACAAUUCUCUCCACACACAGGAAAGAGCCAGAGGCUGUUGGCUGCAAGCCAAAACACCUGGAGGGCUCAAGUUUGCCCAGGCCUUGUGGGGAGACUCUGGAGGCAGAAGUCCAAAACAUCUGGAGAACGAAAGGUCGAGACCCGUUGAUACGCAACGCUCUCCAUCGGACAGAUUCCUUUCCUCCCUCUCUUGCUUUUGCUGAGCCAAACUUGUGAUUUCACUUGUCCCAUCUGCAGGCUGGAAGGAAAUAAUGUGUUGAUGUUUUUUAUAUAUAUAUGUAUAAUAUAGACAAUGCAUGUUCUGGUGCAGGAAGGUUUUCUUUUCUGUUUUUAAUGCAGCAGUUUAAACUUUUUGGAUGAGGUUGAGACACAUCAAGAUGUGCCGUCGUUCUUGAGCAAAUGCGUCUUUGGGCAUUACUACUUCUUCCUUGGCAUAAUACGGAAAAUAUAUAGUCCUACAGCUCAAUUUAAAGAAAAGGAAAGGGGAAAAAAGCAGGUCAACAUAUUUCAGCCAAGCUUUUUGUUAUUCCAAACGAACAAUGUGCAGAAAUGAAACAAGCAGGUCGAGGAAGUCUUGCGUAAGUCAAUAAAAAUAUGUUGCAGCCUCUGAGUUCACUUGAAGGUAUUUUCCAAAUGCAGGCAGGGAUAUUCCUGAACUUGCCAUGGAAAAGCAGAACCAUGCAUAUUUAAUGUAUUGUCGAAGGCUUUCAUGGCUGGAAUCACUAGGUUCUUGUGGGUUUUUUCGGGCUAUAUGGCCA